UAGGUUCGUUGCUAAGAGAUGGGGUUGCGCUGUAUUUAUUGUUGGAUACGAAAACAUUUUUCCUGUAGUGGAAGUGUGAUAUCGCAGACAGGGAUCUGUUAAUCGGGUCCCCAGAAGCGGGUUUACACGGCUACAGUGUUAUUUUACAGUGGACACAGCGGAUGUGGCUUAGGCUGAGAGAGGAUGCACACUACUCGCAGUCCCACGUCCAUCCAGUCUGGAAUGGCCACUGACGCGAUGGAUCUGAGCUUGAGCGGAUUGCAGCUUUCCAUGAGCCGCAGGCCCAGCAGUGCAUCAUCUGGAAAACACUUCUCCCGCUCUAUAUCUGUGUCUGUGGCCAGUGACGGACGUGGCAAACGCAACACACCGGUUGAUGGUGGGAUUGGGAGUUCCCGUGCCAUUAAGAAUCUGCGGCGAUCAAACAGCACCACGCAGGUGAACCUGCAGGCCAACGCUAGACCCAGUGAGGGCAAUACAGAGGAUUUCAUGGCUCUGUUUGACAGCAGCACUGAUGGCCGCCGGAAACUAGCCAGCCUCACUAAGGCCUCCCCAGACCACACAACAUGGAACAUUCUGGACGACCAGCCACGAGCGUUCCCGUUGCCCUCCAGCUCCCGCAGCACCUGCAGUAUGGAUUCCCCCACUGGCCUGAAGAAAAGAGAUUCUGGUGUCUCCCUGGCGGCAAACUUCACUGCCAACAACCGGAGCAGUAAAGCAGCUGUGGGUAACUCUGUGACAACCAUGCUGCACAACAACCAUUCAGACAAGCCUCUCACGCCCAAAAGCUCCAAUCAGAAACCCUGCUUCAAUAACAUCAUCAAAGCCACAGUGAACGACGAGGGGACUUUAGAGGGCAGCUCUCUCACGAAGUCUCAGAAAAACUUCUCCGCUUCAUCAGGUUCCAAUAACAACGUUUCAAGCUCCCGAAGCCCUCGCAGCCCCCGCAGACAAGAGGUCACAGAGGAGGAGGCUGAGAGGUUUAUCCAGCAGGUCAGUCACGCAGCAGUCAUUAUCCAGCGCUGGUACCGGCGCCAUGUCAGCAGGAGGAAAACAAAUGAAACUGCCCUCAAGCAACUGCUCAUUUCCAAAAGAAAGGAAAGGGAGCAACAACAGGGGGAUGAAAAGGCUGUGAAACCACAGAAAAAGAAAGAGGAGGACAGAAAACGCAUCAGAGAGGAGAAAGCCCGUCUAGCCCGGCUCACUGCUAUCCAGGAGCUGCAACAAAAGAGGGCACAGCGAGCUGAGGAGGUACAGCGAAUAGCAGAACAGGAAGUGCAUGCCCUGCAGCAGGCUGGGAAAGUGGGACGUAAGAAACUCACUCAGAGUUUGCCUAGCUCUCCUACAGCUGCCAAGGCCAAGAACACAGAUUCCAAUGUGAAUUUGGAGAGUGAACUAGAUGUUGCCAAUCUGAGGGCAGCAUCGCCUGCGGUGUCGACACGAAGAGACUCUCAGUGUUCUCAGGAGAUUCUGCAGCGGUCUGUGAGUGUAGAGGACCAGAGACAGGGGGCACCAUCGAGCAGAGCUCAUUCUAAAACGACACUUAAUGACCUGCUGGAUUCCCUCAAACUCCUAGAGGAGGGACCAGAGAGACUCUCGGAGGCUAAGAGCUACAGGAAGGAGAAAUACGCCUGGAUUGAUGAGGACGGAGAGUCGAUCACCCUAACCACAGAUAACGUCGAGAGGCACGGACAGCUGAGUCAGAGCCCAGCCUUGUCAGAUGCUGGGGCUUUACUGUCCGAAGCCAAACUGCAGAGCAUCAUGAGCUUCCUGGAUGAGAUGGAGAAGUCCGAGCAGGAAAGGCCACGUUCAGUUACCUCGGGAUCACAUAGAGAGGUGUUGUUGUCUGAGGAGGAGCUGGCUGCAGUGGAUCAGGCUUCUGCUACUGCUGCUGAGGUUACCGGCUCUAUGAUGAGACUCAAACUGGAGCUGGAGGAAAAGAAACGCACUGUCACCCUGCUACAGACCGCACUGACCCAGCAGAGAGAGCUGACGCUCCGUCAUGUGAAGGAGACUGAGAAGGAGCUCAACCACAACUUCCAACUUCAGAAACAACAAUAUGAGGCUACAAUUCAAAGACACCUGGCUUUCAUUGACCAGCUGAUUGAUGACAAGAAGGCCCUGAGUGAGCGCUGUGAGGGUGUGGUGGCUGAGCUCAAACAGGUCGACCAGAAAUACACAAAAAAGAUCAACCAGAUGCAGGAGCAGCAUGAACUGCUGUGGCAAAUUCUGGGUCCCUUGUGUGAGGAGAUUAAAAAACUGAAAGAGUUGAUGAGUGCCACAGAAAAGGUCCGGCGAGAGAAGUGGAUUGAUGAGAAGACCAAGAAGAUCAAGGAAAUCACUGUCAAAGGCCUGGAGCCAGAGAUCCAAAAGCUGAUCUCCAAGCACAAGCAGGAGCUGAAGAAGCUGAAGGUGGUGCACGAGGCCGAAUUGCUGCAAGCAGACGAGAGAGCAGCACAGCGCUAUGUCAGACAGAUUGAGGAGCUCCGACAGCAGCUGGAAAGCGAGAGAGACGAACAGUGCCAGCGUGAGAGGGAGCUCGCUAAGCAAAGGUUUGAGAAGCAGCUGCAGGAAGAAGAGAAUGCCCUACAGCAACAGAGAAGACGGCUCUACAAGGAAGUUGCUGAUGAGAAGGAGCGACUUGCCCAACAAGCUGCCAGGCAGCAUGCUGAGCUGGAGGAGUUGAAGACUCAGUUGGAGAACAACAGCUCUCUGGCUAAUCGCACUCUAAGGGAAGAGAUGGAGAAGAGCAGAGAGGAGCAGGAGAGACGGCACCAGGUGGAAAUGAAGGCUUUGCGGGAACGGCUGGAAAUUGAGAGACAGACCUGGGAAGAAAAUUACAUGAAAAAGGAAGAAGUGUGGCUGCUUACCCGAGAACGAGAGUUGAAGGAGGAAGUGCGCCAGGGGCGGGACAAAGAGAUUGAGUUGGCCAUUCGGAGGCUAGAAGAUGAGACGAGCAGCGCCAGAGAAGAGUGUGAGAGAGCUGCUGACAACCGUAUAAAGCGAGUGAGAGAAAAGUACGAAGCAGAACUCCGAGAGCUAGAGCGCUCUGAGCUGGUGGCUCUGGAGAAACAUCAGGAGAUGAAGAAGAAACAGACUGAGAUGGAAGGAGAGCUUAUGCGCUUGCAGUCCCUUCUCACACAACGAGAGCAGGAGAUCACUGAUAUCACGCAGAUCCGGGAUAAGUUAUCAGAAGAGCGGCGGAGCCUGGCUGAGGUCAUCAGAGAGGAGUUUGCAGAGAGACUAGUUGUUAUGGAGGACGAGAACAGGAGGAUGAAGGUAGAGGUGGCCGAGGUACGUGCCAGACUCAGACUGGAGGUGGAGCGACUCAGCAGAGAGAAAGAAGAAGAGCUGGCUGAAGUCCACCAACGGGUGAAGUCAGCUAUUUUAAAGAAGGAAGAAACUGUGAACACCUUGCGAAAGCAGCAUGAGGCUGCAUUAAAGAGGGCAGAUCACCUGGAGGCCCUGUUGGAGCAGCAGAGAAAGCAGCUGUUAGGGAAAUGAUUUAUAUUCCUCUUCCUUUUCCCUUGUUACUAGGAGAGAUUGAUCAGGAGGGAUGACUGUUCCACCAGAUUUGGUGCAUAGUGUUUGUUGUCUUUCCCCUGGCAGCAGAAAUUGAUGCAAGAGGAGAGGUUUUUUUUCCUUCUUUUUUCCCCCUCUCUCAGCACAGAAUAGAGCCAAGAGGGCUUUGUCUCGCCUUGGACUAGACCACAAACUUCUCUUGACACAUAGACGAAGGGAGAGAAAUAGCAGCAGGCGGAGGGAAUGCAUGGGGAGAGGAAUUUUUCUGCCAGAGACGUUUUCUCCAUAUGGGUAGGGUGGGGGCAGUAAAGGCUCUCACUGUGUACACAAGCCCUCACAAUAAGCACUUUUAGAUGUCCCAAACACUUUGUGUUGUCCUUUCUUUGAAGCAACUCUCUGUGUGGGGGGAAAAAAGGGAGAGAGAAUAAAAGAAGGAUUAUAUAAAUAUAUGUUUAUCAAGCACACAGUCUACUACCCUGUGCCUGUUUCAAACCCGUUUCCCUACUACAGGAUUUCAUUUUCUACACAGUAUUACAGGAAGAGGGAGGGUAAACCCUCAACCACCCACCUUCUCCUUUGUGUCACAUACUGUGCCUUUUGUCUCAGGUCUCCCCAGGGCUCAUCCUAAGUAGUGGGUCACAGCACACUCACUGAAACAUGCAGGCCUCAUGACCAGUCAAGCCCUGCAUUUGAACAGUGUUGGAGGUCUAAUCCGAGUCGUUAUGGUUAGAUUUCAAACGAAGAAUGUUCUAGAAACAUGAUAUGUUGAUUGAAAGAAAGAGAAGGCAAUCAUUUUAAAUAGUGAGCAUGUAGGCAUGUUUCAGGAUAUAAGAAUGGUUGCUAUAUGAGAAUAGUACGAGAUAUGAGAAAGUACCAAAGUAGGUCUUUUGAGUUCUGCAGAUAGUAAUAGCGAGAAGGCUUUAGGAUGUGAAAAAGACAUGUUUAAAGGAUUAAGGAAAGCAGAGCUAGCUUUUAAAGGGGCAGACUACAGUACAGCAGGUUUUUGUGUGUUCAACACUAAAAGCUUCAGCAGGAAAUGUAUACCUCCGAGGCCUGAGACAAAAUGCGUUAAUACAUUGAAGAAGGACUGGGGGGCUCAUACAAUCUCACUUCUCACCCUGCUCAACCCCCCCCAAAUUCUUCUAUCUUAUUACACCAUUGGGAUUGACAGGUCUGUGUUGGGAUUGGACAGAAACGUGAUUUCUUAAAUUGGCUGCAUUUUAUAGAAUGCGCACUCAUGAUGAUGAUCCUUUCCUGUCUUCGGAACAACACCUAAUUUUUGGUGUAGACCAAGUGACAAAAAUAGGCUCUUGUUUCAGCUUCGAAGAUUUGUUUCUUCUUGGGAAAAACCACUCUCCCGAGCUGCUGUUUUCAAAAGGUCAUGGAGAACAUGACCAACUCUACAUCACCUUGUAUUGGUGGAAAAGUGUACUCGAGUCACAAAGCCAAAUAAUUUUAUUUGUGAUCUAAUUUUAACAUUAGCAUUUAUUGUAGUAAAUGCCCUUAUUAGAUAGGCCGGCUGAUCCACUAAAUGGCGGCGUAUCUCAGUGUUUGAUGCAUUUAAGCAAUUCAUAACCAUAACUGUGAUGAAAAGGCCUUAUGUGUGACCAUUUUGAAUGUUGUACAGAUAGUACUAUACCACUUGUACCUUUUUUGGAUGGGUGUUGGUAAAUCAGAUGACUCUGUGUUUACAUAUUAUAUUUUAUAAAAUGUCGAGUGAAAGAAGUCACCCAGGUACCCUGAGGCCUACCAUAAAGCCCAGGCAAUUUCUUUAUCACAUUCCUCCAAGCUCCCUUGCCUCAUAGCAGACCAGGCUCCAGUAGUGUUAGCAGGAACUUGGGAGACUGCUAGUGCUUUGGCAUUAGCAUAGAUUUAUUGAAAUGAAAUAAACACAGAUCUAUUUCAGAUGUGUUCUUGUAAGGUGGGAAUUCAUUCUGUUCCAGCCAUAUCUUAAAUGCAUUCAAAUAAAGUGUGUGUGUGUGUGCAUGCACGCAUGUGUAUCUCUGCUUAGGAUUAACUGAGCAUGUAAUCUGAAUCCUAGUUAAAGGUUCAUCUUGAAAGGACAAGUAGAGGAAUGGUUUGGUGAAUGUUUUAUAAAGGUUACACAGAGGAGGAGAGGAAAACAGCAGCUGUGUAUUCAUGUCCAUGGCCUUCAUGUUCGUAUGGGUGGCAGCAUGGUUGACAUUGUUGGUGCAUACCAACUGUAAGGAUUCUGGACCAUUUCCAAAAACAAUUCCAAACAAAACCAGCAUUGUCCUGGUCAGUGUUUAAUCAAGGAUCAGGACUGGUGAGAACAAUUUUUAGGAUUCACUGAUUAAAAGUGAAAAAAGUGAGCUGGUUAAAGCCUGGUUUUUAUCUAUGUUUUUAAGCAGGAGCUGUGUCCAUCCAAAGUUUGAGUUGCAGGACAGAAGUGACUUAAAUGACAAUAUUGUUCUAAUUUGAUUUAUUGAUAUUUUUUAAACCCAGACUUAUUCUGUAAUUUUAUAAAAGUGUAUGUACAAAUGGUGUCCAUUUUCAAAAAAAUUGUCGACAAGCAGAUCUCGGCCGAUGCGGUGCAUUUGUGGUAGGGGGAAAACGAUCAGUUUCAUUCACGGCUAAAGUCUUUUAGGUACCACUGACCAUUGUUUUUCAAGUUAAUGAAUUUUAUAUUUCCACUGGAUGGAAUUUAUUUUUGUGCUGUGGCAGUGAAUGUUGAAUGAUAUUUCUUUCAUCUAAAACUUGUCAUUACAGGUUCUAUACAUGUGCCCUUACUUGUAGCUCUUACCUAAUAAUUUAAUCACGAGUAGUUCUUCAGUCAUUUUGAUCAAUUAUGGUGAUUUGAAAAUGUGAAGACUUUGACUGUACAUGUACAAUAAAUCUUAAGAUGAC
Molecule: messenger RNA, 6387 nt
Organism: Ictalurus punctatus (channel catfish)
Lineage: Eukaryota; Metazoa; Chordata; Actinopteri; Siluriformes; Ictaluridae
Gene: cep131
Product: centrosomal protein 131
Exons: 27
Coding region: 184-3501 (1105 amino acids)
Biological process (GO): intraciliary transport involved in cilium assembly; cilium assembly; regulation of centrosome duplication
Cellular component (GO): centriolar satellite
Molecular function (GO): protein binding
Source: RefSeq, a predicted model, not a curated record